Messenger RNA from Eurytemora carolleeae, 821 nucleotides. Its product is annotated as Krueppel-like factor 3. Gene Ontology annotation, biological process: regulation of transcription by RNA polymerase II. Lineage: Eukaryota; Metazoa; Arthropoda; Copepoda; Calanoida; Temoridae. Gene Ontology annotation, molecular function: RNA polymerase II cis-regulatory region sequence-specific DNA binding; DNA-binding transcription factor activity, RNA polymerase II-specific. The record is from RefSeq and is a predicted model, not a curated record.
GGGCAGAGCAAGGCGGGGAGAACCCGACCCCGCUCCAACCUUACUUUCCCACACCAGGAAAUACCGACAUAUGAAGAUGAUCUAGAGGCGGGUUGGGAUGCGCUGAGAACAGUUGGCGGGGUGCGGUUAUCCAGUUCAGUUUCAUCAAUCAAUCCUGGAGCAACCAGGCAAACUUCAUAUGGAUAUGAUUUCAAAGUAAAAUAAAACAAAACAUAAAAAAUAAGAUGGCGCUCGAUCUGAGUAUAAAGUCACACGGUUCUGAGAGCUCUGAUGUAAAUAAGAUUCUUCGGGAACAUUCUCGAAUGGAAAUUGAGGAUAAUAACAACAACUCCGUGUCUGCGAUGAACCUGACGGUUCCUAAACUCCGGGACGAGGAGAACCAGGAGAAAUAUAUGGUUUCAUCUCCUCCGCAGUUGUCCCCCCAGCAGAUACAGCUGGACAUUGCUGCUUUAAACCUGCUGUGUCUAGCUAGGUUACAAGAAACAGCUGCUGUUCUAACAGGAAGACGACCUCUACCAGCUCAUAUGAAUAAUUCCUCCUUCCCUCUAGUCACAAACUCAAACAGGAGAAAUCAUAAAUGUGAUGAACCUGGCUGUGAUAAGGUUUACACAAAGAGCUCUCAUCUUAAAGCUCACAAGAGAACACAUACUGGUGAGAAACCUUACUCCUGUAACUGGGACGGAUGUGAUUGGAAGUUUGCAAGAUCUGAUGAACUAACCAGACAUCACAGAAAACAUACUGGGAUGAAACCGUUUAAAUGUCAUCUUUGUGAACGAACAUUUGCAAGAAGUGAUCACUUGUCCCUACACAUGAAAAGACAU